CAGGACUCCUGGGUUCUCUCUCCGGCUUUAACCCUCCCCCCCACCUCACACCAGGGCCCAUGACAUCUACGCGGAGGAUUUCAUGGUCACGGACCUCAAAUACCUGCCCCGGGGCUGCAGGUUCAAGGACGUGCGGGGUCUGCUGAAGGCCUCCAGCCUCAAACAGUUCCCCCUGGUGGACUCCCAAGAGUCCAGGAUCUUGCUGGGCUCCAUCCGGAGGAAGCAUCUGGCCAAGCUGCUGUCUGAGCAGCUGAGCACGGAGAAGCGAUUCCAGUAUCUGCUCAGCCAGUCCGAGGCGAACAGCCCCACCCAACCCGAGUCUCAUCUGCCGCCCGCCCCAGAGCUGCUGGGGGAAGACGGAGCUCCGGGGACCCCAGAGGAGAAACCAGAAGCGCCGAAGGUUUCUGUUGAGCCGGGCGACUGGGAGACAUCCAAGGAGGAGGAGCGAGGCACCCAGCUGUCUGUCAAGAUGAAGGACGUGCGUCACUUGGAUGCUUUGCUCCGGCUGCAGGUGGAGGACUGGGAGUGCCAGCAGCUGCAGGAGCCGGUCCGGCUGGAGGAGCUGCCCAUUGACCCGGCCCCCUACCGCCUGCUGGAGAAGGAGACCCUCUACCAGUGCUACGACCUUUUCAACUUGCUGGGCCUGCGGACGGCCUAUGUCACCAAUGUGGGCCGGCUGGUCGGGGUGGUGAGCCUCCGAGAGCUCAAAGCCGCGGUGGAGGGGUCGGUCAAGGGCACCUUCGUCAGGCGCCGGCCCCACAACGGGGGGCAACGCGAGGGGGACCCAGACCCCAACGGAGCCUCGGCCUAGCAGGGAUCGGAGCAUCCGGCCUCCCCCGAAACCCGGAUCGUGAGGCAGGGCAGGGGAGAGAAAGCCCCCCCACCAGUGCCCCGUCUUUUCUCUCUCGCCCCCCGCGUCCCAGCUCCAAUACCCCCCCAGUGACCCCUAAAUUAUUAACCUCAUUUUCUGGAGCUGCCCCCCCUGAACCCUCCCAAUCACCCAGUA
Molecule: messenger RNA, 1006 nt
Organism: Terrapene triunguis (Three-toed box turtle)
Lineage: Eukaryota; Metazoa; Chordata; Testudines; Emydidae
Product: chloride channel protein 2-like
Exons: 8
Coding region: 83-811 (242 amino acids)
Biological process (GO): chloride transport
Molecular function (GO): voltage-gated chloride channel activity
Source: RefSeq, a predicted model, not a curated record